AUGGAUCAACGGAACCUCAACACGACAUCCUUACCUUUCUCCCUUCCAAACUCCUAUUCCCUUUCUCAGUCCUCAAGCGUUACUCCUCGUGCCUUGAACCCGGCCCCGUCAGAAUCAGGGCAGUCGGCGACUCACCGACCACCGCAGAGAAGUAGAGACCUGGAAUGUUCGGAAUGUGGCUACCAGGCCAAGACGAGGUCCGAUCUGAAGAAACAUUUCGCUCGCCAUAAACGCGAGCACAAAUGUCCCUUCCCUGACUGCGCUCAGAGCAGGAAAGGGUUUGCUACUAGUAAUGACCUUGACAGGCAUCUUAAAGCCGUGCAUAAAAUCAACAACCGGAAGAGCAGAUCCUACAAGUGCUUUGCCAUUGGUUGCAACAAAACGGAAAAGGAAUGGCCUCGCUUGGACAACUUCAAGCAGCAUCUCAAAAAGAUGCACGGAGAUCAGAAUGUGGAGUCUCUGCUUCGAUCGUCCAACGAAUGGUAUGAAGAGCAACUUCUACAAGGACAGGCUGACGAUACGGCCUCCCUUCCUGCCUCAAUCCCGUCGCACUCGUCGAAUUCGCUAAUUUCCGGGCACGACCAAUUCUCUGCCUCUGACAGCAACUAUCCGGAUCUGACCACACUCUUCAGCCCCAACAUAGCUCAGAUCACUCAAACGUCUCGCUCGCUAAGUUACAAUGGUCAAAUCAUCGACCGAGAUCUUGCCAGGCCCUUUGGCCCAGCUCACCCCAUGCAGCAACACGAUCAGCGUCGGCCCAUAGCCACUGCGGCCAACGCUCGCAGUUUGCAGCAGCACCGGGCUCUUCCCAAUCUGAACACACAAAACCUCUCAUCCCCCAUGGCAUCCGUGCAGAGGGCAUGGUCGCAGGCCGACUGCUCUCAAUAUCAGGAUAUGUCACAACUCUCUCCCGACUUCACCAAUCAAAGAGUCAACUUCCAAUUUUCGCCCCGUCCGUCUCGGGAACCCUACGCCAUCGCUGCCGCUGCGAUGAGAAUGAAUUCUGCAUUCGGCUAUGCACCGCCAAGGAGAGCAAAAAAGCCACAUACAAUCGCCGUCCCUGAUCUUGACCCGAACCGAAUGGCCGAUUUUGCCUCAGCCCAGGGUGUGGCCCGUGUCCCGCCGGACCUUGGAGGCUCACAGGACGAUCUUCUUGGCUAUGUUGGAAGUAGUACCAACCCGGCCGCCACCGACAACGACUCAGGGCCUUCACCACACCAAGGCUACCAGAUCAAUAUCAUCCAACCCGACAAUACUCCUGCAAGGUCUAAGCUCGCAAAGGCGAUCGAAGAAGAGAUCCGCUCCUUUUUAGAACAGCACCAGUCUAAUGGGGCCAAUCAAUCACGUUCUGACGAGGAAAUUCUGAACCACGAGGAAAUAGUGAACCAGUUUCGAUUGUCUUUACACAACAGCGAUGCUAUGACAAGUUAUACGGCCUCUUCUGUUGGGCCGGUCUCUAGGGCUAUUGAUGCUCAACCUCCUGGUGGCAUCCGAUAUCCUCCUUCAAAGCCGGCGCGUUUUCCGUGUCAGUAUCCGGGAUGCAAAAAGGUGAAGCAAAGGCAAAGUGAUCUAAACAAGCACAUGAAACGCCAUUCGAGACCGUAUGGCUGCGUCUUCGACGGGUGCAACAAGACUUUCGGCAGUAAAAACGACUGGAAAAGGCACGAGAAAUCACAGCACGAGCAACAAGAGUGUUGGGUCUGUGACAUUUGUUUUAAAGUCUUCUUUCACGAACCAUCCAAUUAUAUUCGGCAUCUGCAACAGGCUCAUUCAAUUCUACGACUUGAAGAGCAAGCUCAGCACCGCCGACUCGCAAGCAAUUAUCAAGGCCGCUUUUGGUGUGGUUUCUGCAAAGAAGUCGUGGCUCACCCUAAAACUGAUGUCGACGCUAUCACGUACCGAUUCGAUCACAUUGCGGAUCACUUCACGAAAGACCACAAAUCAAACAAGGACUGGGUUGAGCUCACCGGCGAGGGAAAGACGAAAGAAGUACGGUCUGAGGAGAGGAAGCGGAGCGAAAGCAGCGUAGAAGAAGAAGAAGAAGAAGAAGAAGAAGAAGAAGAAGAAGAAGAAGACGAUGAUGAUGAUGAUGAUGAUGAUGAUGUCAUGGAUGCUUCACAGGCUCCUUCUGAGACUACUCAGUCUUCGGUUUCACAACACAGCCACUCCUCGCCGGUGCACCAAGCUUUCUCGCCGCACCCGGCCAGCCCUUCCACCACUCACCAGGGGUCAUCAGGUGUGGGCAACAUGCAUGGCGCGAUGGAAAUGCCUCAGACACAAGACGUGCCAAUGACAACCCAAAGUCAUGACCAGGGCCAGGGCCAGGACCAAAACCAGGACUCCCGCUCUCAUCGGCGUCACCAUCUACGCCGUGCCACACUCAUCGUCUGCUGCCAAUGCGAUUUACCCAAUGCCUACGGGCUAAGCAACCGCUGUAUGGAUCCUGAAUGUCACCAGAAGUUCUGCGCCAAUUGCACCUUGGCUGCUCCCGAAGUCGUGGUUUGA
Messenger RNA from Cladophialophora psammophila CBS 110553, 2505 nucleotides. RefSeq lists its product as uncharacterized. The coding region runs from base 1 to 2505 and encodes 834 amino acids. Lineage: Eukaryota; Fungi; Ascomycota; Eurotiomycetes; Chaetothyriales; Herpotrichiellaceae. The record is from RefSeq and is a predicted model, not a curated record. The transcript is spliced from 3 exons.